Molecule: messenger RNA, 651 nt
Organism: Arachis ipaensis
Lineage: Eukaryota; Viridiplantae; Streptophyta; Magnoliopsida; Fabales; Fabaceae
Source: RefSeq, a predicted model, not a curated record
GCUUCAACAUAUUUCAUUCACAAACAUCUCAAGGAGUAUUCAGUGGAGGAACUAAACAGAAAAACUCAAAUAGCAAGAUGGGUCUGAAGGGGAAGCAAGCAAUCCAAAUUCUUGCAGUGCUUGUGCUAAUUUCAUUGGGAAUGGCUGAUAAUGCCAUCAACAAAAUCAAAACUGGGCAGUGCCUUGGUUUAUGUGGAGACGACAUUGUUUCCUGCAUGAUUGAUUGCUACAUUAAGGACAUGCAGCACUUCUUGAAUUGUGCAAUGAAAUGUGAAAACAAGAAUAACCUGUGCAUGGGAUCAUGCACCAAUAUCGAGAUUCCUUCGCCUACUCAUGGGGUGACACCGCCAUCUCACAAGGUACCACCAUCUCACCGGGUACCACCACAUCAUCGGGUGCCACCAUCGGCACCGCCAUCUCACAAGGUACCACCAUCAACCUGAUACGCAUCUUAAAUAUGAUGCAAUCUCACCCUAACGUAUAUGGGGAAAAAUAAUUCCAGCAUGUUAUUAUUAAGAAAAUAAUUACAGGUCAAUUUGAAUUAUAAUUGACGUUGUUGUUGAACUCAACGCCAAUGUUACUUGUUCUUCUCCAAGGAAAUGAUGUUAUACUACUACUUGAUUUGAAUAAAUAAAUAUUUUAUAUAGCAAA